UCACGCAUUUCAUCUUUACGCAUGGAAGAACAAUAGAACUAUUAUAAGAAUUGACAAGAGCGAUAACCGCAUUUAUUAUUCGAUUUCGUGUCGUUCUUGCGAUUCUGAAAGCAAUUCGAUUUCACAAUGAAAUCACGAUCGCUUCCGGGAAAGUGCAAACGAAUUUUUAAAUCGCGACGCGCACCGCGAUUCAACAUGGCGGCGAUCAGCUGUGUUCUGUCACAAUGAUGUUCGCCUCAACUGGGUUAAUUAGCCUAAUCGGUGCGGCGUGCGCUAUCCGUUACGACUAAUCAUCCCGUCGAUUGGAUCUCGAAUUUGACGUAUCGUGUGUGCGACGAUCGUUCGUCGGUAUCUUUUCUUUUCUCCCUCCACGCUCACUGACCGUGAAUACGAGGCGUCUGAAGUGAGCGGCGAGUGGACGCGCAGUCUUGCCGCACAAAAGCAAUAUGGUGGUGAUCGUCGGGGACAGUCGAGUGAAUACGGGGAAUGUUUAAUAAUAUUGUCACCGUUGUGGCGAGACGUGCAUCGGUGACGAGCGCGAGUGAUGAACUUGACGUGACCGAGAGCCUCUCGCUAGGCUGAAAGGACCUGGGCACCAUGUGCGAUGUAUGCGUCGACUUUCACGAUCUUCUACUUUCCUAUGACGAACGUUCGUCGAAGGAACAAGAUGCAUUGGCGACGUUAUGCAUAACAGACGUCGACACAACAUUGCAUUAUGUUAAUCAGUGGGUGCAAAGACAAUGUAUGUGCUGUUAUCGCGAGAUUAAAAAUUUUGAUCGAUUUAUAAGGCUAACUCAGAGUAUUGUACUUUGUACAUUACAACAGUUACAAGUUAUACAGCAAAAUGAAGAUGUUGCUAAGGAGACUGUUGAAGAAGGAAAAGAGGAGGAAGAGAAAAAUAGUAAACGAAAGUCCAGCGACAACACAGAGCAUGCACAAGUGGAAGCUCAGACGAAACAGAUAUGGUCACAGCAGGAUAGGGAAAGAUUAUUUCAUCUUCUCUCGAAAAUUUUUUUAUUAAAUUUUCCUCUUUAUAUCGCUAUGAAGCAUGGCGGUGUAAUCAAUCCUUUAGCUCCUGUCAAGGACGAAGGUGGCUAUUGCGAACCGCAUGAUCCCGAAGUACCGGCGCCUUUGAUCCGUGCUGUAUCUAUAUUUUGCCAUCAAGGAGGCUUUAAUUUGAUGUCCGCUUGUUUUGAUAUGGAAAGCACACUGCCUGUUAGUCUUGCGCAUUCUAUGGUUGCAGUUAUUUGUAAUCUCAAACUUUGGUUAAAUUACGGUAGCGUCAUCCAACUAUUUAUACCAUUACGCAGUCGUGUUAUGAAGUAUAUGUGUCGUUUAGGAGACAAGGAAUUGCGUACUCCUGCUGUUAGAACAAUGGCAGAUUUUAUGUGGAGCGCGGUGAAAGAUCCAAUAGACGCCGUAUUACCGAGCUUUGAUCGCGAUGGACUCGACUUGGCAUUUAAAUAUUUUACUAGUACAACUCUGACUAUGAGGCUGGCUGGUGUAGCUCAGAUAAACGCUCAUAUCACCGCUUCUAAUGAGCUCUGCAAUAGCGAGACCGUUGCCGAAGUCGAACAAGUGGGACACGCACUUGCCGCUUGGUUAACUGAGAACAACAUCAUAGCUCAUAUAUUCGGACCAAACUUACACGUAGAGGUUAUUAAGCAGAGUCACAUUAUAUUAAGUUUUUUAGCUAUGGAAGGUAGAAUUACAUCUUCAGACAUGGACACUAUGUGGCAAGCCGCACAAUUGAAGCAUUGCGGCCGACCGGUUUAUGACCUAUUGGCACCUUUGGUUAAACAUCUGGCUCCUACUCCCGUACUUCAUCUAUACUCUUUAUUAGGCAAAUUAGAACCUAAGGAUCACACAGAACAAAGUCUGUUCUUAGCGUCUGCUUUGAUCAAAUUUAUCUGGACAUCCGGUCGUUCGGCUUAUCCUAGGGGUUUUGUAAUGAAAAACCGAGAGAUUUUGAGGAGUACUAGUGGAGUCGGCGGAAGUAGCAGCAGCGAUCCGAGCGGUAUGGACGGUAGUAGUCCAGAAGACGAUGAGGAAGAGCCUAGUCCGACAUUGUCCGAUGGACCGUCGCCCAGAAAACAAGCAAGGGCCGACAGUAGCGACGGUGAAGGACAUUAUAAAGGAAAGAAUCUGACGACUACCACCAUUGAAUCGAGUCUCAAUGAAAUCGAAGACCUGAAUUCUGAUAAAUUUGAUUGUAAUAGAGAAUUGCCUAAGGAUUCAUCAACGAGUGCUAUUCGCGAGGAGCUAAAGAACAAGCAGAGUGGAUCCGAUGCCGAAGCGGACACGGAGAAGUCUAAUACGGAGGAAAUGUUUGUACAGGAGAAGAAAAAACGAAAGAUUCUGCGCAAGCGAAAGAGACCGCAGAAGCGUUCUUUGAACGCCGUUGAGAAAACUCUGGAAGAUAUUGUUGGUCAAGACGACAAUGUGAAGUCGAAGGAUUUGCUUGUAGAUGCGAAAAACAGAACGGAAGAUGUAUUGAAUAGUAGUCUAGAUGUGGGUGCUUUAACUACAUUAGAUGAACCGAAGAGCGUUGACGCGUUGGAUCGCGUUAAGCAACAGGCAAUAGCUUUGGAUCCAAACGACCAGCAAGUUCCAACAACAGCGGCGCUAUUAAGACGCGCCAAUAAGAAUAAAUACAUGUCUAUAGUGGGAUACAAUGUGGAUCGAGCGGCUGACUCGGCGGAUAGUUCGCAUGACGAGGACGAUAGCGAUGUAGCGGGUGUGCUUGCUGCCGCGGACGGUCCUGGUGCGGUGAUAUCUGAGCUUGCUGGAUUAGUGCAUGCUACCGGUCCUACGUUCCUACCUUCGGGUUUGGAUGAGAUGCUUUCCGACGAAGAAGGCUCGUAUAGUAGCAGAAUAUCGAACAAGAGUGAAAAGAAUAUGGCCGAUUUCGACGGCGAAGAGAGCGGUUGUGAGGAAGAAUUGGCCCAAUUGGCGGCGCGUCACUUAACCGCUAUUCAAAUGCAAGCUUAUCAUCCUCAUCAUUCGCACUCAACCAUAACAAUUAGAAGAUCGGUCUGUCAACCGCCGCAAGUGCGAGCCGCUCGACAAACGGCCACCAGACUGAGCUCGCAAUUUAAUUUGGAUACGGUUUGUAAACCAGGUAACACAUUGUUGUGGGACCUUCUUCAGGAUGAUAAGAUUGGUCAGCUAGGCGAAGGACUGGCCUUGGAGGCGGAGAAAGCGCUGUGCAAUCUUUUGUGUUUUAAUGUUGAUCGCUUAAUUCCGAUGAAAUUCAUAGAAGGUUGCUUAGAAAAUUUGGCAACUAAUCGUUCUGUGGUCGUAUCUCUCAGAUUGUUGCCAAAAUUGCUGGCAAGCUUCCAGCAGUUUGGAGCGAUGGACGCGCAUACCAUUACGACCUGGGCCGAUCGUGAGCGCGGCAUGAUGAAACAUUUCUUUAAUAAUUUAAAGACAUACACUAGCACGGGACCGAAGAGUAAUUUGUAUUCUCAUCAAACGGAAAUACAAGUCAGACUACAAUUUCUAUCGUCAAUCUUCUCGCCUUUAGGUUCGCCCGAUUGCUUUCGCUUGAGUUUGGAACAAGUGGAUAUAUUGUGGCAAUGCUUGUCGCAGGAUCCGAUAUGCGCGGAUGAACUCUUUAGCUGGUUGCUCAGUCAAGCAAAAUCUACGGAACAGCAUGCCUUAGGAAUGGACACACUGAAGCAUCUGUGUAUGCGCAAAUUACCUAGCUUACCACCAGAAACUAUCAGCAUGACGGGCCUAAGUCUGUUUCAGCAGUUGUGUAAUUUGGCGCGUUUGGCCGCGGCGCACUUGGAUAGACCAUUGAGAGAUGUGGACUCAGUGGGUAUGGAUUUUUUGUGGCGAAUCGCUUUGAAGGCGAAAAGUACUGACGUCAGUAUGGCAGCUAUACAGUAUCUCAACGGCUAUUAUAUGUCGCGACAACUAACGCAGGAAGCGGAAUUUGUUUCGCAGUGCAUGACGCAUCUCGCGGCGGCUAGCGCUGAUCUCGAGAGCAACGAGGAGGCUAGUUUGCGUUGCAUACAGCGCGCUCUGCUCUUGCUAAGGACGCAUUUAGAAGCUUUUCGAAAACGCUACGCCUAUCAUUUACGUCGCUGGAUACUCGAAGGCAGAGGCGUUGCCAGCCAAUGCUAUGUAGCCAUGAACACGUCCGAGAAGGGCCAACAAUUGAGAAUUUUUGUGCAACCUGCUGGUAUACCAGAGAAAACGAAUUUUACUCUUCUUAACACCGAUUACGUAGCGGAUUUACGAGCUGAAGUAGCUAAAUGGUGGGACGACACGCAGAAUAUUCAAGAAAAGUCCGCAGCCUCCGCAAAUGCAACUUCGAAUAGCGGAUCGGUUUUAGGAUCGUUACUCACCGAUGGUCCUAUCAGAAUGAUCACCCAGGGACAAGAAUUAACUAUCGAUUUUGACGAAAAGACUUUGCAAGAGAUGGGUUUUAAGGAUGGUCAAUUGGUAUUUAUUUCACCUGGUGCCAGUAGAAGUAACGGUGGUGGCGGCGGUCGAUGCAGCAAACGGGAUAUGGAUUCGCCCUCAUUGUUACCGCCCCCUCCUAGAGAAUCGUUACCGACCUUACUGUUACUCCGACCGCAGUACUUUGAACAGCUGUUUACGCUUAUGAGAACACUCAGCGCCAUGAGAACAACCGUGAAAGGUGGACAAGAGAUACCUCAUACGAAAGCCCAAGUACUCUCGAGAAGGGUUUGGGACACGCUCACUUUGUUACCAACAAGCCCGACUUUAUUGCGAGGUUUUCAAAAACUUGGUGAGACGUCUCUUCAGGAGUUACUCGAUCCGGCGAGUCCGCAAAAGUUGAUGUAUUCUCUUUAUAUAGUCGAGUCUUUGAGUCGACGAGGUACGACGAAUCAACCAUCAUCGAGCAACUCUACCGUUUCAUCGACGGCUGCAUCGGCGCAUCAAGGUGGCGGAGAUGCGGACGACAAUCAGGAUGAUCAGGAGAAAGACAUAACUUGGUCCACCCGGUUUGUGCAACACGGUGGACUCCGACAUCUUUUCGAUAUCUUUAUGUCAGGCUGUUUGGAACAGGGAGACGGCAGUGAAUGGCAACAGGAUUGCCUGGCUAGUUUGUUGAAGCAACUUUGUCAUCUCGGCGUCGUAAGAGAGGAAAAGAAACGCAACAAAGCAGACAAGCCGCUAUUGGUGCCCAAGCUGAGCGAGGCAAUGCUGAGAAUGAUGAAUGUCGACACAAUGAUGCCAAGAAUAACGAGCAUUUUAAAUGAUGCCUCGUUACCGCUCGAUCCGAAUCAUUACAAAACCGGACUUUUUGGUCGAUCUCAAGUGAUACAUUACACCAUGGCGCUGUUGGUUUGUUGGGUGCACAGCGACCCGGCAGUACGACAAUAUUUGUUCUCAUCGUCCGAGCCAUUCGGAAAAACAUGGCUACGCAGAUUGAUACUAGAGGAUCCCGAGCCGGCGGUGAGACGCGAGGUAUGCACGGCUUUGUACAAACUAUGUUUAGGUAGCACCGGUGCGGAAGACGACAACUCAGAACAGAUGCCAGGAUUGAUAGUACCCAUGUUGAAUACUCUGCUAGAGCAUCUUGUAAUCGCCGAAGCUAUGCAACCUUCUCAUCGCAAACCGGAUUUACCGUUACAUUUGCACUCAGUCCUGGACGAAGGAAAAGAGCCUUAUGGACCAGCCUGUAAAGACUACUUUUGGUUGGUAUGCCGUCUGGUGGAUUCUUUACCGGACGAAGCGAUUCGAGAGAGUACGGCAGAUGAGACCUCUGGCACGACUAUUGAUCUCGAGGCACUGGCCAUCCGUGUAAUCGACUCCGUGCUUAAUCGGGAACACUUGGAGACUCGACAUAACACGGUGGAAGAUGACGCUUUGGUUGGAUUGAUUAAUCUUACGUGCAACAUUAUGACACAUAACCCUCCCUGCAAGCAGGGAAAAAUCGGUCAGAAUCUGUUGGAUCAAGUAUUUGAUUUUCUGUUUGCCUUGCCGAAUCCGCGGAGUAAGCAUGUGCCUAAGUGUAAGAGCCAAGCGUCCAGAUCAGCCGCUUUCGAUCUUCUAGUCGAACUGGUGAAAUCGACGCCUGAUAAUUAUAGGAUGUUGCAUGAGAAGUUACUCGCUCAGCACCGUCCCGGACCGCAUUCUCCGUAUCCAUGGGAUUACUGGCCUCACGAGGACGGGCGUUCCGAUUGCGGUUACGUAGGCUUGACAAAUCUUGGUGCGACAUGUUAUAUGGCCAGUUGCAUGCAACAUCUGUACAUGAUGCCGCAAGCGCGCGUCUCUAUACUGGGCGCCGAUUGCAGUCGUGCUAAUAAGCAUCAGCUGACUUUACGAGAAUUGCAGAGAAUGUUUGCAUACCUGUUGGAAUCUGAGAGAAAAGCGUAUAAUCCGAGAAGCUUCUGUCGCGUGUACACGAUGAACCACGAGCCACUGAAUACCGGCGAGCAGAAAGACAUGGCCGAAUUUUUCAUUGAUCUUGUUUCCAAGUUAGAGGAGAUGACGUCCGACCUGAAAAACUUAGUUAAGACGCUGUUCUGCGGCGUAAUAUCCAACAAUGUCGUUUCGCUCGAUUGUGAGCAUGUUAGUAGGACCUUGGAGGAAUUCUAUACCGUCCGUUGCCAAGUGGCAGAUAUGAGAAAUCUUUAUGAAAGUUUGGACGAGGUCACGGUCAAGGAUACGUUGGAGGGUGAUAAUAUGUACACGUGCUCGCAGUGUGGGAAGAAAGCGCGCGCGGAAAAACGUGCAUGUUUUAAAAAAUUGCCGCAUAUAUUGUGUUUUAACACGAUGCGCUACACCUUUAACAUGGGUACUAUGUUGAAAGAAAAAGUGAACACGCAUUUCAGUUUUCCUCUUAGACUGGAUAUGUCUGGUUACGUCGAGAAAAAGCUCAUGCCGCAGCAUUAUAAGGACGAGAAGAAAGCCGUGUUACUCCAGAAGAGAAAAUCCGAGAAUGAUGGACAUACGAGACCAUUGCUGGACGAGGAAGACAUACAGGAGGAAGAAAUGGAGCAUUAUCAAUAUGAUUUAAUUGGCGUGACUGUUCAUACAGGAACGGCGGAUGGCGGACAUUAUUACAGUUUCAUCAGGGAUCGUACGUCUCCCAACAAGGACAAGUGGUUCUUGUUCAAUGAUGCUGAAGUCAAGCCGUUUGAUCCGAAUCAGAUCGCGGCCGAAUGCUUCGGCGGCGAAAUGACCAGCAAGACAUACGAUUCGGUGACGGACAAAUUCAUGGACUUUAGCUUCGAGAAGACGAACUCAGCGUAUAUGUUAUUCUACGAAUGGUGCGCCGAUCCCGGUGAGCAAACGAAGGAAGAGGAAGCUACCGUAUCGAGUCCUAUUGCCGAUAAUAAUGCCGAUAAUAAUACUGGGCGAUCGUCAUCCUCGCUAGUACGCAAUAACAUGAACAAACUGCCACCAUUAGAGCUUAACAAGGAGCUCGAAGACUGGAUCUGGCAGGACAAUAUGCACUUUUUACAGGAUAAGAAUAUAUUCGAGCACACAUACUUUGGAUUUAUGUGGCAGAUAUGCGGCUACAUACCGCAAACGCUGCUCUCCGUGCAGCCGGAUAUUACGGAGAUGUCCGCGGAACUGUCGACGUCCUUUUUUAUGGAAACAUUCAUACACGCCAAGGAGAAGCCGACGAUGGUGCAAUGGGUGGAACUGCUGACCAAGCAAUUCAACGGCUCGCCGGGCGCGUGCGCGAGAUUUCUCGAACGGAUGGCCGGCGACUCGUGGUGGCCUAUUCAGAUUCUAGUCAAAUGUCCUAAUCAGAUGGUCAGACAGAUGUUUCAACGGCUAUGCAUCCACGUAAUUCAACGAUUGCGAGCUACUCAGGUGCCUCUGUAUCUUCUCUGUGACGAGGAGAACGACGUCAAUACAGUAGGCACGCGAUCCUGUGUUACGCGAUUUGUUAGAAUGUUAUUAUCGCUUAUGGAACAUGCCAAGCAGCAUCUUAAGCAUCUCACCGAAUACUUCAGUUUCUUGUACGAGUUCAGCAAGAUGGGUGAUGAUGAGGCUGUUUUUCUCAUCAGGGUGCAAGCCAUCUCCACGAUGGUAAACUUUUAUCUUGGACAUAAGACGCACGAGUUUGUUGACGCGGUUAGCGAGGAGGAAGAAGAAGAGGAGAUUGUGACCGUGCCUUCGGAAAAACUCCGACCUGCGUCGUUGGAUAAGAUGAUUAUGUUGAUUGCGUAUUUGGUGGAGCGCAGUAGAGGACAGGAUCAUAGAUUGGCCUUAUCGCCGGCAGAUCUGAGCGCCGUUGCAGGUGGCAAAGGCUUUCCCUUUUUGUAUCAACAGACACGAGAUCUCAUCAAUCUCGCUCAAACCAGAAACUUGAUUCAAUCGUUAUGCCGUUGGAAUGACAGACUGGCGAUACACGUCGUUACUAUGAUAUUCCAGGCAAUAAUGAAGCACACUGACGUGUGUCAACCUUUCUUCAAGUUAUUGACGCUUCUGACGGAAAGUUCAGGAUUAAGCGGACUGCCUUGCAUGACCCAACUGAUCUUAGGUAGGGUCUGGGAAGCGGCGAGAGUCGCUCCUCAUGGUGCGCUCGAAUGGUUGGCUCACGCGGUGACGAGGAGCAAAUUAGCGCACGCCUGGGUGCUGCAAGGACUUGACACGUGGCUGCAGCACUUCCUUCUGGAACACUCCAAUCAGAGGGUCCGUUCAGCCGCCGCUUUUCUGUUGGUAUCGUUGGUCCCAUCUACGCACUUUAGACAGGGUUAUCGAACCGUUCAUCGACUCAAUCUAAAUUGCAACUCGUCCAGAGAGCUUCAGCUAUCACCGGAAGCUACUCUAAUAUUGCAUCAGAUAUAUACGGCGCUCUUAAGAUUAUUGCAACCCGCGCGCCAUUACAUCGACAUACAAACUCAUGGUACAAUGAAACUCACUGCCUACUUUGCAUUGCUCACAUACUGCGUAGUCUCCAAAACCGAAAAAUUAAUGUUCGGACAAUAUCUUAACGACUUGUGGACGCUUUUCCAUCCGAAGCUUUCGGAACCGAGUAUCCCGGUGCAUCAUAAUAAGCAAGCGGUACUUUUGUUUUGGUAUCAUGUCUGCUCCGAUUGCCCAGAGAAUGUCGCUAUGAUACUCCACAAUCCACAUAUAACUAAGAAUAUUGCAUUUAAUUACAUAUUAGCUGAUCACGAAGAUCAGGAUGUCGUGCUAUUUAACAGAGUUAUGUUACCUGCAUAUUACGGCCUCUUGCGGCUUUGCUGCCAGCAGUCGCGCACUUUUACAAGACAAUUGGCUGCACAUCAGAAUAUUCAAUGGGCAUUCAAAAACAUCACUCCUCAUCCGACUCAGUAUUCAACCGUAAGCUUUUCGAGAAUCGCCUUAUUAAAUGCGGUGGAUGAAUUAUUUAAAUUGAUGCAAUUGUUAGUCGCGAGACAUCCUGAUCAAACGGAACAAGAAGAGGCGGAGAUCGCAUCAUUUAGAAGAGGCACGCUAUCCUCUUAUCUACAAGGGCUCGAUGGUCGUUCGUGCUGGGCAACUCUCAUCUCUGCUUUUCGAAUUCUUAUUGAAUCGGACGACGAUCGUUUGUACGUAGUUUACAACGGUGGUUUAAGUAUGGCUCUCGAAGCGUUUCACAUGCUACAUAUAAUGUAUCACGAGGCAACGGCUUGCCACGUUGCCGGUGAUCUGGCAGAACUGAUCGCCAUUAUUGUCGAGCUUGUGCGAUGCGUUCGUACCGCGAGAGAUGGACCGGAUGCUAGAAAUAUUCUCGCCAAUUGCAAAGAAUGGCCCGAUAUACUCCGCAAGCUGGCAACAUUACUAAACACGUACAAUCCGCCGGAUAUGAGAAACCUGGCUAUAGAUCUUUUAAAAGAGCUCGUAAUGCUUGUUCCUGCCGAAGCAAUACUGAUUCUAGCACCAUUACUCUCGCACUGCCAUGCAGCUCUUCAGGAAUCCCAUGCCGCAGUUCCGCCUGGACCGUAUCUUCCGCGAAGAUCUACUCCUCCCGGGAAGAUGCCUAGCAGACCCGCUAGACCGAUGGUACAAAUGGCAGUGCCUCAUUCUCAGCUGGAGGCGUCGAAAGGAGUGGAUCCGGAGUACGAUAGCGCCCUGCUUGAAUUUUACUUACCUUAUCAUGAACUAAUAGAUGUCAUGUGCAGAUUGGCGAUAAAUAAUGAUUGUAUGACGGAUGCGUUAGUGAAUUUGAGCGCUAUGCUUGGAUUCGAAGGUGUACCUUUGCACUUGGCUCUAUUUCCUAGAUUAUGGUUGGAUGUGCAUGCCGCUACACAUAUAGACAGAAAGCAUAUAACGUCUCUUCUAUGUUCUUCCUAUACGGUAGAUUAUGUAGACGCUGUGCUACUGGACGAAAGAUCGUCGUUAGGAGUGCCGGCGAUACAUGCUUUUCUUAAGACUUUCUUUCCAAAAUUGGCCAGUCACGUGUUGACCGAGCAAACGUGCUUGCUCAUCGAUAAUCUGGUCAGCUCGCUAACGGCAAUGGUGGAUGCGGUGGACGUUGAAGCGUCAGCGCAUAGGUUAACCGGAGACUUGCGUGCCCUGGCUCUCGUUUACAGUAGUAGUACAAGACUGAAACCAUCCUCCAGCCUGCUGCCGGCUUUAGAGACGCUGUUGUCGCGAACACGGAUUAUUACAGUAAAAGAGAACCGUUCAUCGUCAGAAGUGGAGUCGCCUUCCAAACGGCGUAGAUUGUGCGGCGAUAGUGAACCGGUCGACAAAGAACUGUGCGCGCCGAUCAACGAUAUCGACAUGGAGAACAAUAUUUCCGAGGCGGAUAUAGACAAGGCGGAUACGGUGAACGAUACGAUGUCUUCCGAUUCCGGGGAUGAUAAGGCCGCCACUGCCAGGCACAAAUCGGGCAAUGUUCAAGCGGAGACUAUCGCCACCAGCGGUACUGUCUCGCCGCCGCGUCUGGUUACCACCGCCAACAGUUGUACAAAUCAGUUACGCUGCUCGUUGACUAAUGUCUCAUGGCUCGAGAUGCUGGAGAAGACUAUUGUCGAUCUUCAAACAAUCGUGCAAGUGCAAAGCAAGAAUAAUUAAAAUAAUUACGCGCAGAUGCUAAAAGCAGUACUGUUUUACAGGAUACAUAACGAUCGGUUUUACGACUUGUAAAUGUGUGUGACUCUUUGCGCAGAUAGAGUUUACGGUGUGUUUGCGCUCCUUUGAAAUCGGAUAUAACUUAAUUCAUAAUAUGUAUCGUACAUAUGUAUCGAGUUUGACUGCGAUUUACUUUCCAAAUAUAGGAGAAUAAGAUAUUUUCGUUAUUUUGGUGACUUAAGUUACGUUAAGUUCAAAUAUAUAAAAUCGAAAGAUCGAAUCGCCAUCGUAUACAUCUGAAUUCUGUAUAAUCUUCAUCAGAACGCGUUCGUUAGUGCUGUGAGAUAGAUUAUUUGUCUCUUGGAAAAGACUUGAUACGAGCACUUUAACGUGCAAUAUAAUGUACACCAUCCAGUAUUCAGAAAACGCAAUUAAAUAUGAGAGAUGUUAUAAAUUUUAAAAAGCAUUUCUCUAAAUCUCGCUAUUUCAGAUAACUUUAUUGACAAAUUAAUUCGAUAAUUUUGCGCUAUGCUUAUGUAUGAAAGGAAUUACAGGGUUUUAAGAAAUUGUUAAAGUAAACAGAUAAGACAGUGUAUUUGAUCAUUAGCGCAGAAAUUUUUUUAUGCUCUCAUAUGUGUUUCUUUUGUUCAUUUUUGACACAUGAAAUUUUGGAAAAUAUUGAUUUAAAAAAAGACAUUAAAAUAAAAGUAAGGCUUUCAUUUUAGACAUUUUUUUUUCUGCAGCUAUUAUAUUCUACUAAUUUAUCACAUGUAUCAAAUCUCUUAUCAUUAUGUCAAUAAUAUUCGUUCAUUAAUUUCAGAUAAAAAAUUCAUUAAAUUUUCAUUUUUCAAUUUCCCAAGCCAACUAUUUUGUUUUCAAGAAACAUAAGAAGAUAUUAGAUGCAUUAAUUAUUUAUUCCUACUUACACGCAAUAUCUAUUGUACAUUGAACAUUAGAAAAGAGAGGUAAAAGAGAGAAUUCAUUAAUAUGAAUGGCUAAUUAUAAUUUGAUACAGUAUAUAUACCACAUGAAGAAAUCUUAAUCUAUUUGGAGCGUUAUAAAUUCAAGUUUUUAGUGAAUUAUAAUAUAAGAUUUAAUAAUGAAGUUUGUUAAUGUAUUUAUUUAUUUUCAGCGAUUAUGUGAACUCCGACGGAUCGAAUGCAAACUAUUUUUUUUUUCUUUUUUUUUUUCAUUUAGCGCUGCUUAAUUAUGCUUUUUUUAUUCAAUAAUCGUUUUACUUUUGUUGCAAAACUAUAAUUUUUUUACAGUCACCGGCUAUUAAAUCUACAGAGACAUCUCACAUCACGAAUGAAUAAAACCAGUCGUGAAAUAUUUUCAACAA
This is a messenger RNA of Cataglyphis hispanica, 12322 nucleotides long. RefSeq names its product ubiquitin carboxyl-terminal hydrolase 34 (gene puf). The transcript is spliced from 11 exons. Gene Ontology annotation, molecular function: cysteine-type endopeptidase activity; cysteine-type deubiquitinase activity. The record is from RefSeq and is a predicted model, not a curated record. The coding region runs from base 598 to 10983 and encodes 3461 amino acids. Gene Ontology annotation, biological process: protein deubiquitination. Gene Ontology annotation, cellular component: nucleus; cytosol. Lineage: Eukaryota; Metazoa; Arthropoda; Insecta; Hymenoptera; Formicidae.